UAAAAGAAAAUCGAACAAACCUUCGCUCAAAGUAGUUGGCAAAUUGCUUAUGUUUGCCGGUAUAUAAUUUUCGAUAAAGUAAACAAAAAUACAUUUUGUUAGAAAUAAUGAAUGUAUUGCUUUUGUAUUUGGUUUUAAUAACCAGAAAUUGUUUUGCUAUUUCAACACUUGGAGACGGCAACUUUGACAACGAUUGUGAUAUAGAAAAUUGUUCAUAUUUGGAUAUUGAAAACAGCAAUAUCAUAACAAAUGAAGUAAGGAGAUCAUUAGAAUCAUAUGUUCCAUGUUCAGAUGACGAUGAUAAUAAUUGCAAAUGUUAUAGCGAAGUUAUAAAAAAUGAUUUAAAACCAUAUCAAAAGGGUAUCACUCAACAAAUGCUGAACAAUACAGCAAAAUAUGGGACUCGAUAUAAAAUUUUGAACAAUCGGCUAUUUCGCGACAAAGAAUGCAUGUUUCCUGCACGCUGCAGUGGUAUUGAACAUUUCCUAUUAAAUCUUUUACCCGAAUUACCAGACAUGGAUAUGGUAGUAAAUACUCGGGACUGGCCACAAGUUCUCACUGGGCUUGGCAGUAGAAUUGGUCCAAUAUUCUCAUUCUCUAAAACCAGUGACUACUUAGAUAUUAUGUAUCCAGCGUGGACAUUUUGGGCUGGUGGUCCUGCAAUUUCAUUGCAUCCAACCGGUAUUGGUCGGUGGGAUUUAUUACGGGAUAGCAUAUCGAAAGCUGCUAAUGAAACCCCAUGGUCUGAAAAGCUUCCACUUGCUUUUUUUCGUGGAUCACGCACUUCCGAUGAACGCGAUACUUUGGUUCUUCUGUCACGUCGUAAACCCGACUUAGUCGAUGCUAAAUAUACUAAAAACCAAGCCUGGAAGUCUACGAAAGAUACUCUUAACGCUGAGCCUGCGAAAGAAGUUUUAUUAGAAGAUCAUUGUCGAUAUAAAUAUCUCUUCAAUUUUAGAGGUGUGGCUGCCAGCUUUCGUUUCAAACAUUUAUUUCUUUGCAACUCACUAGUAUUUCACGUUGGCGAGGAAUGGAAGGAAUUUUUUUAUUUCGCACUAAAGCCAUGGGUGCAUUACGUGCCUCUAAAAAGUUAUCCAAGUGAAAAAGAAAUUGAGAACAUUUUAAAUUUUUUUCUUGAACAUGAUGAGUUGGCUCGUGAAAUUUCUGAACGUGGUUCACAGUUUAUUUUAAACCACCUACGCAUGCAGGACAUCGAAUGCUAUUGGAAGAAUCUCUUACUAUCAUAUCAAAAGCUAAUCACUUUUAAGGUUGAAAGUGAAACUGAACUUAUACAAAUUAGUCCUCUACAGAGGCAAGAACUAUGAAUACAAUACAUAUAUUUUAAAUACAACAGAACUAUAUCUAAGUAAGAAAAUGAUAUUAUUCUCGAGAAACCGUUAAAAUAAAAAAAAAUUUAUUUGUUUACAAUGUC
This is a messenger RNA of Bactrocera neohumeralis, 1432 nucleotides long. Its product is annotated as O-glucosyltransferase rumi-like. Gene Ontology annotation, molecular function: UDP-glucosyltransferase activity; UDP-xylosyltransferase activity. The record is from RefSeq and is a predicted model, not a curated record. The transcript is spliced from 2 exons. NCBI's taxonomy places the organism in Eukaryota, Metazoa, Arthropoda, Insecta, Diptera, Tephritidae. Gene Ontology annotation, cellular component: endomembrane system. Gene Ontology annotation, biological process: positive regulation of Notch signaling pathway; protein O-linked glycosylation. Bases 108 to 1325 code for a protein of 405 amino acids.